UAGUGCUGUGACAACAUAUCUGGUUAUACUUAUACAAUUCAACAAAUGAUCUUAAACUCAUGAUUGUUUGAAAAUAUAUCUAGUUUAAUUUGAAAUCGAAUUCACGAAAGACCAACUUUUUUUCUCGUGGCAUACAAGUCAACCCAUCCAUCAAAACAAAAUGGUGCGUGAUUACCCACCCUUCACUGGCAUAUGAAUAUUUGAGUUUGUUUUUCACCGACUGUUGUUUGUGAAAAAUGUGGAAAUAUUCAAUAAAGUUCAUUACGAGACUCACACGAUUUGUUUUAUUUGAAUUUGUUGGAAAUGGUGGAGUCUAAAAUGAUUAUAUCAGCUCCAGUUUUCGAGUACUUAAAACCGACAAUUUUUUUCAUGCGACUGUUUGGUUUGGCUCCCAUUUCUUACCAACAAAUCAGGAAGUAUUACGUAGUGGAAAAAUCUAGAAAAUUCACUGUUUAUAGCUAUGCCUUAGGGAUAAUUUUGAGUAAGGAAUAACCUACACUCUACAACUUGUUUCUGUAACUUUUCUGUAAUAGGCACUGUAACUGUUUUUGGACUUUUCAACGAUGCAGUUUCCGAGAAUUCUCUACGUAUGAACUUACCAAAUCAAAGAGUUGUGGUGAUAACAGAUAUAGGAAUCAUAGUCUGUAGUGUUUUAUCUGCAGUAUUGGCAAGCCCAUACAAACUGGAUCAGCUUCUCAAUCUUCUGAGAUGUUUUCACAAAAUAAACUCAAUCAUGAACGAACCAAAAAUCAAUUUGAAAAGGGAAAAACAAACAGUUUUAACGAUCGCAGUAACAGUUUUCACAAUUUUUCUCUUGGUGUUCGCUCUGGACAUUUACAGUUGGUUGGAUAGGUUUAAGAGGAAGGAAGAUGGUCCUAUGUAUUUGCAAAAUUACUCCACUUUUUACGUUAUGUAUCUGGUUGUUAUGAGUCAAGAGGUAUCCUACUGCAAUUUCACGUACUACGUGAAAAAACGCAUAGUAGCUUUGAAUGCUGCCAUUCUGAAAGAGAUCAACAGGAAGCCAGAGGUGUUUUUGCAAAAAACAGAAGCUAAAAGGUAUCCUGAUUCUAAAAUGCUGAUAGGAUCGGACGGUGAUGUUCUGGAGAAUUACAUAUUGACCGGAAAAACCUAUUCUGCAAUAACCGAGCUCACACCUCAGAAGAUCAGCAAUUUCAUCAGGGUACAUGCUGAGAUAUAUACCUCAGUCAAUCACAUAAAUGACUGUUUUGGUUAUCCUCUUCUAUUCAUAAUGACGAGCUGUCUGAUACAUCUGGUCAUCACCCCUUAUCUUUUUAUAACUGGACAUAACGUCAAACCUCUCUUCAUCAUCCUGCAAGUUGUUUGGAUCACUGUCCACAUUGGUAGACUGAUUAUCAUUGUGGAACCUACUCACAGGUGUCUUGAAGAGUACGAGAAGACCAACCCCCUAGUAGUACAUCUGAUGAGCAAAGUGGAUAAUAAAGAGGUCAAAGAAAAGCUAGAGAUUUUAGCCCUACAAGGCCAACUUUGCAUAGUUCAUUUCACUUCUUGUGGUAUAGUCAACAUCAGAAGGUCCAUUUUGGCUUCAAUAGCCAGUGCAGUUACUACAUAUCUGGUUAUAAUGAUCCACUACGCCUUAGGAAUAAUUUUGUGCACUGUAACUCUGCUAGGACUUCUCAGAGAUGCAACUUCUGAAAAUUCGCUUCGUAUGAAACAACCCAAUCAAAGGGCAGUGGUGAUAACAGACAUUGGAAUCAUAGUCUGUAGUGUAUUGUUUGGUGUUCUAGCUAGUCCUUAUAAACUGAGUCAGCUACUCGAUCUUUUGAAAUGUUUUCAAAAAAUGAAUUCAAUCAUGAACGAACUGGAAAUAAAUCUGAAGAAGGAAAAACAAACAGCUCUAAAAAUGUAUCUCAUAGUUUUCUCAAUAUUUCUCCUGGUUAUCGUUUUUGACCUCUACAUGUGGCUGGAUUGGUUGAAACCAGAAGACGAUGUUAUUUACUUACAGGAUUACUCAACUUUUUACGUAUUGUUUACUAUGGUUAUGGGCCAGGAGGUCUCUUAUUGCAACUUCACAUAUCACCUGAAAAACCGUAUCAUGGCUUUGAAUUCUGCUAUCCUACAAGAGAUCAAGAGAAAGCCAGUUGUGAAAAAUUCUCCAGAGGAGAAAUUUCCGAUAGGAGACGUAUUGGAGAAUUAUAUAGUGACCAAAAAAUCUCAAUUUGCUAUGAAAGAAAUUACACCUGAGAAGAUCAUUGAUUUAACUAGGAUACAUACUGAGAUAUACACCUCAGUCAACCACAUAAAUGGCUGUUUUGGUUACCCUCUUCUAUACGAAAAGAUCAAUCCUCUAGUUGUUAAUUUACUGGGCAAAGUGGACAAUAAAGAGGUCAAACAGAAGCUAGAGGUCUUAGUCUUACAAGGUCAAAUUUGCAAAAUCCAUUUCACCUCUUGUGGUAUAGUGACCAUAAGAAGAUCUAUACUAGCUUCAGUAAGAUGAAAUACCUUUGUACCAAAACUGACGCAAGAUAUUUCAAGUACUUUUCUACUUUCAGAUAGCCAGUGCAGUUACCACAUAUCUCGUUAUAAUGAUUCAACUGAACCCUUAAGAAAGAAGAACUUCAACAAUUAAAUCUUCAACUUGUUCAUAUUUCCUGUAUCAAUAUUGUGAAAUAAAUGUGAAACACAACUAUAAAUCACUCAA
Coccinella septempunctata (seven-spotted ladybird) is the source of this 2680-nucleotide messenger RNA. Its product is annotated as gustatory receptor for sugar taste 43a-like. Gene Ontology annotation, cellular component: axon; neuronal cell body; dendrite. Lineage: Eukaryota; Metazoa; Arthropoda; Insecta; Coleoptera; Coccinellidae. The record is from RefSeq and is a predicted model, not a curated record. The transcript is spliced from 13 exons. Gene Ontology annotation, biological process: sensory perception of taste. Bases 590 to 2476 code for a protein of 628 amino acids.